UUGCACCAUAACAAGUACAUUUUUGAGAGAAAAAGAAAUGAGACUCGAACGAUCAGUCUACACAUUGCAAGGGAAAGGCGACGCUUGGAUUGUCCAAAAGUAAUAAACAACGAGAUUUGGAGCAAUGGGCCGUGAAAGAGGCAGUGAGAGGGAGAGAGACCGGGAUAGGGACCGUGACAGAUACCACCGUCAUAGGUCACACUCUCGGGAAAGAGACCCAUCCAGACGAGACAGAGAGAGGGAGCGAGAACGUCGUGACAGAAGAAGUCGCUCCAGGUCCCAUUCUAGGUCGAGGUCUCCACGUGGAAACCGCCGAAGGUCACCUGUGUAUAUGGCUGGGCCAUCAGGGAAGCACGAUGAAGCUCCAAUGGAGGAAUUAACUGCUGAAGAGAAGCAAAUGGCAGAAGUUAUGGGUUUUGCAUCAUUUCACACCACAAAAGGGAAAAAAGUGGAUGGGAACAACGCAGGUGCAGUGCACGUCAUUAUGAAACGCAAAUAUCGUCAGUACAUGAAUCGAAAGGGUGGCUUUAACAGACCUCUCGACUUUGUGGCAUAAAAUCACCCCACUCCAGGGAAUCAAAUGCUUAAAAUUUAAUUGAAGAAGAAGGAUACAUUAUUAUAUUUUCAUUUGGGCAGUACCUUGAAAGUGCACUUGCCUGACUCAGAAAUUUUCUUGAAGAAGAUAGGGAAUUCGUCUUUUUAUCCUCUCACUGCCUCUUUCCUUUUGCAAUUUAUUUAUUUGCAUUAUUAGUGUUGUUUAUUUUUUUAUUAUUAUUAUUAUUUUCUUAAGAAAGAUUUAGUUAGAUUACACCUGUUUUGCAAGCAAAUGGUUUAGCACUGCUCUUUAGAUGCCAGUGGGAACACAGUCAUAAAUAGGAAAAGAUUUAGGGAGACAACAAUAUUAGUUAAUUAUCCAGUAGAUAAGAGCAUUUUGUUUUCUCCUUUUUUUGCCAAUUAUUCAUACUAGACUUCCAAUCAAUCAGGAACUUUGCAAAAUGUCAUGUUUUGAUACAGGGGAAAAUGAAAUUUAGAUUUAAAUAUAUCAGUUUAAUUUUCCACUUUUAUUGAUGUCUUAGGUUGGUUCAACCUAUUUCUAGGCAAAAAUGAUUGUUUUAAAGCCCAAUGUGCUGGGAUGGCAUGACAUACAUGUAGUGUUCACUCUUAUUUAGUUAAUCAAAUGUGUUUACCCAUUGAUGGCCUCUUCAUAAAUGGUGAGUCACCAGGGAGUCAAUUAACAGACUAGAAUUACCUGUCUCAACUUUUUAGCCUCUUCCAUGAUUAUUCUUUUUUUCUUCCUUUCGUCUUUUUCUUUUUUAAUGUAAGCAAUUUAAUAAUGAUAUGAUAAUCAUGAUAUCAAUAAUGCUUAUAAAAAUGUUGAUAUUUGAUACCAUUAGAUUUUCUUUCUUUCUUAUUUUUCUUUUUUCAAGGAAUAGGAAAAUCAGUUGAUGUCCCCUGGGCCUACUAAUUGACUCUUUGGUGGCUAAAAUUUCUAGAGCCAUCUGUGUGCUACAAAAUUAACAAAAAAAUGAAGUGGACCGUGCAUGGGCCUGUAGCUAAUGGGUUGAGGAUGAGAAUGUAUGAUAGUUAUUUUGAUUUUUGACAAUGUAUGGAUGAUUUAAUGAUAUUUGACCUCUGACUCUUUUUUUUAUUUUAUUUUUGUUAUUGUGGUUGUCCAUUAGUAGUGAAAACAGGUUUACAAAGAAUUACACUUUUUUGAAGUAGAAGGUGUAGCCAAGACUGGUGGCUUAUUUAUAUGUAGAUAUGUCAUUAUCAUGUGAAGCCAUGUUCUGUAACAUUUUCCAAUAAAGGAGAUUUCUAAU
Penaeus vannamei (Pacific white shrimp) is the source of this 1820-nucleotide messenger RNA. The record is from RefSeq and is a predicted model, not a curated record. NCBI's taxonomy places the organism in Eukaryota, Metazoa, Arthropoda, Malacostraca, Decapoda, Penaeidae.